AUGCUGCUGCUUCUUCAUGUGCUGAUUGUGUCGCUUCUCUCCAGUGGUUCGGCCAGAGUUGUGCAGAAUUUUGAGAGUGAAUGUGGUCAAUUUUUUGCAAAUGGAAAACCACCAACACAAUUUCUUGAUCCAAAAUACAGGAAGAUCUGCCAAACUCUAAAUAAUAACGGUCCUUAUUAUGCCACAUUCUAUGACACUAACAACAAGAUUCCCGUGUACUCAGCCUUCAAGUUUGAAGGACUAAAGGACUGCGAAAGACUAGACAAGUGGUACAUUGAACCUCAGCUUGACGACAAUAAUGCAUCACCAGACAUGAAACUAGAGAAAGAUGUGAAAAAACAAGGACUUGGAGACUAUCAAGCUCUCAAUAAAGAUUAUAUAAAGUCUGGCCAUGACAGAGGUCAUCUGGCACCAGUCUACCAGGCACAGUCACAGAGCUGUGCGGAUGCCACCUUCACUCUCACCAAUGCUGCUCCACAAAACUCCUCUUUUAACCGAGGCCAGUGGAGGGUACUAGAAGAACAAAUGGCAAAAAAUCUGUCCGAUCAAUGUCUACCGAAAAAUUAUACUGUUUAUAUUGUGACAGGGGUGGUACCAGGUAAUAAUACAAUAAACAAUAGAGUGAAUGUGCCUAGUCAUUUCUGGACUGCAUACUGCUGCCUAGACAACAAUAACAAAUGUCAGAUUUCAGGAGGAUUUAUUGGAGUGAAUGAGAACAUCACUCCUGAAGAAAAACCUACUGUGAUGAAUUUAGAGAUAGAGUUGGCGAAGCUUUAUAAAGUUGCAUCUUUUGAGUUGUUUGAUAGCUCUACAGAACCCCCAGCAAAGAAACCUAAAACCCAAAAAUAAAAAUGCUCUUUCAAAAUAAAUCAUUAUAGAACUAUUGUCUUACAGCUUGUAUGUUUGACUCUAAUGAAUAAUCAAAACAGUUUUAAUGUGUAUAAAUGAACUUUAUCAUAUCACACUAAUCUGGAAUAAAGAAUGGU
Molecule: messenger RNA, 986 nt
Organism: Carassius gibelio (silver crucian carp)
Lineage: Eukaryota; Metazoa; Chordata; Actinopteri; Cypriniformes; Cyprinidae
Product: endonuclease domain-containing 1 protein-like
Exons: 2
Coding region: 1-849 (282 amino acids)
Molecular function (GO): metal ion binding; nucleic acid binding; hydrolase activity
Source: RefSeq, a predicted model, not a curated record